Corticium candelabrum is the source of this 1970-nucleotide messenger RNA. RefSeq lists its product as uncharacterized. The transcript has a single exon. Bases 263 to 1810 code for a protein of 515 amino acids. The record is from RefSeq and is a predicted model, not a curated record. Lineage: Eukaryota; Metazoa; Porifera; Homoscleromorpha; Homosclerophorida; Plakinidae.
UCCACAAAUCUAUCCAUUUGUGGCAAAAUGCUAUGUCAACUCCACCCCACUGGUAGUGUCACUAAACGGCCAAGAUACUACUAUUCAAUCGGUGGAGGGUGUGCAGCAGGGUGACCCCCUUGGACCAUUUCUCUUCAGUCUUGCUCUGCACUCUGUCAUCUCGAAACUCUGCGUCAGGCACCCAACGGUUUUAAUUCCUUGUUACCUUGAUGAUGCCACAAUCAUUGGGCCCAAGCAAGAUGUCAUCUCUGCCUACCUUGAGAUGAAAGACCGACUAGUCAACAUCGGAUUAGAUUUGAGAGAAGAUAAAUGUGAGGCUUACAGUCCUUCAGGAAUAGCUGAUUGGGUUUUGUCCAUACCCAUAAGAGACGAAGGAUUGGAAAUACUGGGCACUCCAAUAGGAUCGGAUUCCUUUGUUAGGGAAAAGUGCAUAGAGACAGUAAAGUGUGAAAGAGACUUUCUAGCAAAGUUGCCUCUCUUGGAUGACAUGCAGUCUGGAUUACUACUUUUACGGUAUUGUGCAGUUCCCAAGAUUACUCAUCUUCUUCGAACUGUUCCACAUUCGUUGAUAGCUGAAGCUGCAGAACUGCAUGAUACCAUGAUAGUCAAGGCUUUCGAGAACAUCAUAGGAUGUGGUGCUCUCAAUGCUCUGGAAUGCUCACAACUUCGACUUGACAUUCAACAAGGAGGUUUUGGUCUUCGGUCUGCAAAGCAUUCUGCGUUUGAGGCUUUUCUUGGAGGUUGGUCCAACACUCUAGGUCAUCUCCCUCAUCGUGAUGGUCGUCUGAGUAGUUUGUGUGAUGGCCUCCUAAGAGAUCACGACAAAGAUCAGCCUCUAGUUCUCAGUGAAUUGACAAGUGCCCUGGCAAAUCUUCACCAGCAGUUCGACGAUACUCGAAAAGUGUUAUCAUGUAUAUCAAAACUUCCAGAUGCUCCAAAGAAACUUCAAGGAAAACUUCACCAAGCCAAGAAAGCUGUUGAGUUCACCCAGGUUUUACAACAAUGCACCAAUAGUUGUGAGCAAGCCCGAAUACAAGGUUGUGGUGGUCCAAAUUCUGGGGCUUGGCUGGAUGCGAUUCCGAGUACGCAUCAUUUUAUUCUCGGCAAUGACAACUUUGUCAACGCUGUUUGUCUGCGACUCGGUAAAGCCAUCCCGUGCUUGCAUUCUUUGGACCAGUGUGUUGCUCAGUGUGGUCAGCCCAUAGACAUUGAAGGAUACCAUGCCAUGACCUGUAAGUGGGGUGGAGGCCCAAUCAAACGACAUGACAGUGUACUCGACUGCUUUUACGACAUGUCCAAAUCUCUUGGAUUCCAUUGUCGCAAAGAGUUGACAGCGCAAUUCGAGAAUAAGCAACGUCCUGACAUCGCCAUAUACAAUUAUAAAGAUGGAAAAAAGCUUCUCUUAGAUGUAACCAUCACCCAUCCCUUGGCGAAGCGGUCAAUCAGUGCCAGUUGUAGCAAACCUGGUUUUGCAGCAGCCGAGAAGGAGAGAGAGAAAGAUAGCAAGUACCUUGUCAAGUCAACAAAUCUUGGGUAUUUGUUUCGUCCCAUUGCCCUAGAGGUAUACGGCCGUUGGGGAAACACAGCGGAGACGACACUAGAAGAACUAUCAAAGAAGUCCCCUCAAUCUACAGGCUUAAAUCCCAGCGAAUUCAAGCUACAUUGGAGAAGGAGAAUAGCGAUCAAUCUUCAAAGGGCCAACUCAUCAAUCAUCCAAAACAAGGUGUCUGCCAUCGUUGGAAAGUGUAUCGGAAAUCCUGAUGCUGCUUUUACGAUGUCAGCAAGAUACUUUGGUGGUGACUUUACGUAGUUAGCUGUGAGUUUGUGUAGGUGUGUUGUAGUGUUUAGUUUGUAUUAGUGAUAGUGAUGUUCAAGUUAUUUGUCUAUUUAGUUAGAUAUACAAGUUUUCUUGCGAGUGACUGUCAGAUAAAGUGUGUUUACCAGUGAAAUUGAAUAAAGAGAGUGAGUGA